Messenger RNA from Magnolia sinica, 2962 nucleotides. Its product is annotated as pentatricopeptide repeat-containing protein DOT4, chloroplastic-like. Gene Ontology annotation, molecular function: zinc ion binding; RNA binding; protein binding. Lineage: Eukaryota; Viridiplantae; Streptophyta; Magnoliopsida; Magnoliales; Magnoliaceae. The coding region runs from base 30 to 2678 and encodes 882 amino acids. Gene Ontology annotation, biological process: RNA modification. The record is from RefSeq and is a predicted model, not a curated record. The transcript has a single exon.
CUACGGCAGUUCCCCAAACCGCCAAUAUCAUGGCAGCAGCGGUUACUACAAUCUCCAAAGCCCACCUCUCCUUACUUCCCACCAAACAAAAGCAGCAAAAAAAUCCUACCCGCAGGAAUCAAAAUCAUGGGUUUUUCUUCUUCAGAUCCUCUUCUAAAAGCCCUCCUUAUUUUUCUCUUCCCUUCAAUCUUCCUACCUCUGUCAGAGCAUCUCCAUUGCUUGACCAAACCCCGCCUCAAAAGUUGAAGAACCCCAACACAGAAAUCUGCCGAUUCUGCGAUUUGGGCGAUCUAAAAUCGGCCAUGAUCAUGUUUUCCAGCUCCGACCCAAGAAAAUCCCAGCUCGAUUCGAGCACCUAUUGCUCCAUCUUGCAGCUAUGUGCCGAUCUUAAAUCGCUACCCGAUGGCAGAAAAGUUCAUGCAAUGUUGUCUUCUUCCGGCGUCAAAAUCGACAGUGUUUUGGGUUCAAAACUGGUGUUUAUGUACGUUAAAUGCGGCGAUUUGAAAGAGGGGAGACGGGUUUUUGAUAGGAUUGAGAAAGCGAAUGUUUUCACCUGGAAUCUUGCCAUGAAUGAGUAUAUGAAGAAUGGGGAGUUUAGAGAAAGCAUUUCUCUUUUCAGACAGAUGCAAGAGUCAGGAAUUGAACCGAAUUCUUAUACUUUUUCGUGUGUUUUGAAAUGUUUUGCUGUUUUGGGGAAUGCCAGAGAAGGUGAAAGGAUUCACGGUUAUUUGCUGAAAUUGGGAUAUGGUUCUUAUAAUACAGUUGGGAAUGCUCUUGUGGCGUUUUAUUCAAAGAGCAAGAGAAUUGAAGCUGCGUACAAAGCAUUUGAUGAAAUGACUGACAAAGAUGUUAUAUCAUGGAACUCAAUGAUAAGUGGAUACGUUUUGAAUGGCCUUGCUGAAAAGGGUGUUGGAGUUUUCAGGCUGAUGCGGUUUUGGGGGAUUGAUGUGGAUUUAGCUACAAUUGUUAGCGUCAUGCCCGCCUGUACAGAAAUGGGAAUGCUUGAGCAGGGCAGGGCAAUUCAUGCUCACAUGAUAAAAUCUAAUUUUGGCGAGGAGAUUAAACUCAGUAACUCUUUAUUGGACAUGUAUGCGAAAUGUGGCAAUUUGGAUAAUGCGGUUCGAGUUUUUGAGAGGAUGAAUAAGAGGAGUGUGGUGUCGUGGACUUCGAUGAUAUCAGGAUAUGCUCGAGAUGGGAAGUUCAAUAAGGCAAUCAAAUUGUUUCGAGAAAUGGAAGCAGAAGGUAUUAAUCUGGAUGUGUUUGCAGUUACGAGUAUCCUUCAUGCAUGUGCUUGUAAUGGUUCGAUAGAGCAUGGUAAGGACAUCCAUGAUUAUGUUGUGAGAAAUGACUUGGGAUCAAAUCUUUUUGUUGCCAAUGCCCUUUUGGACAUGUAUGGAAAAUGUGGAAGCAUGGCAGAUGCUAGACUGGUUUUUGAUGAUAUGCCCAUCAGGGACAUUGUUUCAUGGAAUACCAUGAUUGGAGGUUACUCAAAGAACUGUCUUCCCAACGAAGCAUUUGGUUUGUUUAUUGAAAUGCAGCUUGAAUUGAAGCCGAAUGGUGUGACCAUCGCCUGCAUCCUUCCCGCUUGUGGCAGUCUGUCAGCUCUAGAGAGAGGUAGAGAGAUCCAUGGUCAUAUUCUUAGAAAUGGGUUUUCCUCCGAUGGUUAUGUAUCCAAUGCUCUCAUUGACAUGUAUGCGAAAUGUGGAGCACUAGUGCUUGCACGUUUGCUCUUUGAUAGGAUUGCUAAAAAGGAUCUUGUCUCAUGGACCGUGAUGGUCGCCGGAUAUGGCAUGCACGGGCAUGGGCAACAUGCCAUUGUAGUCUUCAAUCAGAUGCAAGAAAUGGGCAUCAAGCCAGAUGAAGUUUCUUUUAUUGCCAUACUAUAUGCUUGUAGCCAUUCAGGCUUAGUCAAUGAAGGGUGGAGAUUCUUCAAUGUCAUGAGAAAUGACUGCAAAAUUGAGCCCAAAUUGGAGCAUUACGCUUGCAUGGUGGAUCUUCUAAGUCGUGCUGGGCAUCUAAGCAACGCAUAUAAGUUCAUCGAAUCGAUGCCAAUCAAGCCAGAUUCGACUGUUUGGGGUGCAUUGCUUUGUGGUUGCCGAACCCACCAAAAUGUGAAACUGGCAGAGAAAGUAGCAGAGCACGUUUUCAAAUUGGAACCAGAGAAUACGGGGUAUUACGUGCUCCUAGCCAAUAUAUAUGCAGAGGCAGAAAAAUGGGAUGCCGUGAAGAAAUUGAGAGACAGGAUUGGCAGCCGCAGGUUGCGAAAGAACCCCGGCUGCAGUUGGAUAGAAAUCAAGAACAAAGUCCAUGUCUUUGUAGCGGGGGACUGUUCACACCCACAGUCAAAGAAAAUACAAUCAUUGUUAGAAAGGGUGAGAGUGAGGAUGAAAGACGAAGGGUACGUUCCAAAGAAGAGGUACGCAUUGAUUGAUGUGGACGAUGCGGGGAAGGAGGAGGCUCUUUGUGGGCACAGUGAGAAGCUGGCCAUUGCUUUUGGUAUCUUGAAUUCGUCAUCUGGAAAGCCAAUACGGGUCACGAAGAAUCUAAGAGUGUGUGGUGACUGUCACGAAGUAGCCAAAUUUGUUUCCAAGAUGGUCGGGCGGGAGAUCAUCUUGAGAGAUUCUAAUCGGUUUCACAAUUUUGAGGAUGGGCGGUGUUCAUGCAGAGGAUAUUGGUGAACCAAGUGUAGGAUUCAAAAUCUGUCCAACUGUUGUCGUUGGAGCUUCAAAUGAUGAGAGUGACUGGCACAUGCGGCAGCAUGGUGCAUGACUAGUGAUUAAGAACAACAAGGUAUGCAGUUCGCGUGGAAUAGCAAUGCAUACAGUUCAAGCAGUAAGUUGUAUAGAUUGGUGAGCGUAUGUUGCAAAAUGGCAACCAUGUUUUGAUUAAGGGUUGCUUUUGAUUAUCAACAUCAUUUUUAGCACAAAUGUCUGAACAAAAAUUGAAUCCAACUUAGUGCCUA